This is a messenger RNA of Mastomys coucha (southern multimammate mouse), 4770 nucleotides long. RefSeq names its product elaC ribonuclease Z 1 (gene Elac1). The coding region runs from base 83 to 1171 and encodes 362 amino acids. The record is from RefSeq and is a predicted model, not a curated record. The transcript has 5 exons. NCBI's taxonomy places the organism in Eukaryota, Metazoa, Chordata, Mammalia, Rodentia, Muridae. Gene Ontology annotation, molecular function: 3'-tRNA processing endoribonuclease activity. Gene Ontology annotation, cellular component: nucleus.
CGCGCCGCUUGCACGCUGCAGGGCCUCGGAGCCGGCCUGCGCCUCCCUCCGCUCCGGCGGGCCUCGGGUAGAGGGGUGGAAGAUGUCUAUGGAUGUCACCUUUCUUGGGACAGGAGCAGCAUAUCCAUCGCCGACCCGGGGCGCCUCUGCGGUGGUUCUUCGGUGUGAGGGCGAGUGCUGGCUCUUUGACUGUGGGGAGGGAACACAGACCCAGCUUAUGAAAAGCCAGCUUAAAGCAGGGAGAAUUACCAAGAUCUUCAUCACGCAUCUUCAUGGAGACCACUUCUUUGGCCUUCCAGGCCUGCUCUGCACCAUCAGCCUACAGAGUGGCUCUUUGGUCACCAGGCAGCCUAUUGAAAUCUAUGGCCCUGUCGGGCUUCGGGACUUUAUCUGGAGAACCAUGGAGCUCUCUCACACAGAGUUGGUUUUUCCUUAUGUGGUUCAUGAGCUAGUUCCCACAGCUGACCAGUGUCCUGUAGAAGAACUUAGAGAAUGUGCACACUUGGAUGAAGCAGACAGCUCUCCCAAAGGACAAGGACGAACUAUCUUGCUAGAUGCAGAAGAAAACUCCUACUGUCUGGUUGAUGACGAGCAGUUUGUGGUAAAAGCAUUUCGCCUCUUUCAUAGAAUUCCAUCCUUUGGCUUCUCAGUUGUGGAAAAGAAGCGUGCUGGUAAACUCAAUGCACAGAAGCUGAGAGAUCUCGGUGUGCCACCAGGUCCUGCCUACGGGAAGCUGAAAAACGGAAUUUCUGUUGUUUUGGAUAAUGGAGUUACAAUUUCUCCCCAAGAUGUCUUAAAAAAGCCUAUGGUUGGAAGAAAAAUCUGCAUCCUGGGUGACUGUUCUGGGGUUGUGGGUGAUGGGGGAGUGAAGCUGUGCUUCGAAGCAGACCUGUUGAUCCACGAGGCAACUCUGGAUGAUUCCCAGAUGGACAAAGCGAAAGAGCACGGCCACAGCACGCCACAGAUGGCAGCAGCAUUUGCAAAGCUGUGCCGUGCCAAGAGGCUAGUUCUGACUCACUUCAGUCAGAGGUACAAACCGACCGCCUUAGCGAGGGAAGGGGAGACAGACGGCAUCGCAGAACUGAAAAAGCAAGCAGAGUCUGUCUUAGAGAUCCAAGAAGUGACUCUAGCAGAAGAUUUUAUGGUGAUCGGCAUUCCGAUCAAAAAAUGAAACCCGAGCUCCUGAAUGCAUUAAUGUGGAUGUGGUAUGGAUGUAUUACCAGACCUGCACUACAGAUUUUUUUGUUGUGCACUGUGAAUGAUUGCUUUUUUUCUUUAAAAUUACUUUGGCCCUAAUAAUCCUAAAGAUGGAGCUGGAUUGCUGGGCUGACUCAGUCAUGAGAGGGAACAAGAUUUUAAAUAAUCAUUUUUAAAAGAUGAAAAAAUUUAAAUGAUUUAAAAUUUAAAUUUUAAAUGAUGAAUACCUUUCUUAAAGUACAGAUGUGACAGAAUAAUCCGUUGUGCAGGGGUACUUAUUUUGUGGCUACUGCUACAGAUAGAAUUCAACACUCUGUGCAGUGUUGGACUUAGCUUUGCCCAGCUUAGUUGCCAUUGUUGGCAAAGUAUAUAAGAUUGGGUACUCUUGGCUAAAAAAGAUGGUAGCAGAAUUUGUGUAGAAUUUGUGUUCCUAACACAGGGAUAAACGUAUGGGGCGAUACACGGGCAGUAUUGAUAAUGCAGUGGCGCUUUCGCGGGAACAGUCAGUGCAGGUUUGGACUAAGUUUUAUCUUAGCACUUUCUUCAGCAUUCUGGUUUCCUUUAGCACAUGGUCCUGGGUAGUCUCCUGGGAACUAGACAUGAUGGGAUGGUUCCUCUCAUUGCAGGGGCAGAGGGGAGAUGGUGACAGCACAGGAGUUUAGUCAGUGGGGUCAGGAAUGCCAUAUGUGCUGGGCAGUUUACGUUAGUCCUGCGUAAUGAUUACCUCAAAGGUCUAGGCCUGUUCAGAGACUCAAAGUAACCCUCAUAUUCCCAGUGUGAAUAUGCUCUGCCAAAGUUAGUGAUGUAGUGGAGUGGAUUAAUAGAUGAGCCAAGUCCUCCAGUAGGAGGGGAAGGAUACGCAUGUCAGAAUUACAUGCCACAUCAAGUAUUAUUUGGAAAAAUGAGUCAUCAAGUGAAUCUUGUAGAUGUGGAGAGAGACAGUCACCCCCACCCCAGGCAGAGACUGCCUCGGGCCUAGUGGUCCUGAAUCUGCGGCAUGAUUGAGUGUGGAGUUGGAUAGAGAGCUGCUGCCUCUGCUUCCAGACACUAAGUUAGAAGGUCAGUGUGGACCUGAUGCUGCAUUGCCAAGCUGCCUGAGUGAUUCUGAAAGACAUGGGUGUCUUUUUUCUAUGUAUUUAAAUUGAGGGUAUAUAUAUUUUAUAGAUUCUUAUAUAUGUUUGUGUAUUAUAUACUUUAUGAUGCAUAUUUUUACAUGAAGGCUGACCUCCCUCCACUAUUUUCCUAAAGCAAAAUAAAGAUAUUUUAUUGGACAAAUAAAAGCUAGGAGUUUAUUAUCAGAAAAUCCUCUGUAAGAAAUUCUGAAGCAUAUUUUGGCAAAAUAAAAAUAAUGUUGGAAGGCUGAGAGAGCAUAAGAGGCAAAGAGAUGGCUGGUGUCGAGAGGCUGACUACAGGGCCUAAAGGGGCAAAGAGAUGGCUGGUGUCAGAGGCUGACUACAGGGCCUAAAGGGGCAAAGAGAUGACUGCUGUCGAGAGGCCGACUACAGGGCCUGCCGACUCAUUAGCACCAAAUAGUCUCUCAAAGUGCGAGACUUAAGGUAACUUUAGAGUUGCAUCAUUUAAUAAUGUCGUUUUCUCCGAGUACUGAGGUUGUUUUCUGUGAGUAGAAGUAAAAUGGACACGUGGUUCUCUUGUUUUCAAAUCUCUAUCUUCGAGUAGUUCCUCCUUUCUAGUUCUUUCUGUGUUACAGAACAGCUUAGUUAAGCAUGGUGGCACAAGCCUGUCACCUCACCAUUUGCAAGGCUAAGGCAGGAAAACAUGAGCCCUGGCUACAUAGUAGGACUUUAUCUUAAAACAAAAACAAAACCGAAAAUGUGACUUGUAACACAUUUCAUCUUCCUUCACAUUCUUCAGGAGUGGCCUGCUUUAUUCUAUUGAAGAGAUGACUUCAUCAACUCACACACCUAAGUCCUACCUUCUUUUCCAUCUCUCCCUGUCUUUAACAAGGUCUCACCGUGCAGCCCAAACUGGCCUGAAGCUGGGGUUAUAAACAUGCGUUUAGAAUCUGCCCAUCGUGUUUUGAAUAUUUCUUUUCCGAGAAAAUUUUAUAAUUUUUAGGCUGGGAGUAUAGCCUGGUGGUAGAGCACUUGCUUAGUUUUGAUCUGUAGUGUGAGAGGAAAGAUGAUCACUAUCUCCCAGAGCGAAUAUCUUUAUUGUGCCUUUAAGUUAAUACAGAUAAUUCAACUCUUUCUUUUCUCUGAAUAUUCUGAUGUCAGCUUGAAAUUUUGCACUUUUUUUCUUCUUAAUGAAGUAAGAAUCCGUCCCAAAUGUGUCUGUCCCAAAUGAACACUGAUGGUACUUUAAUUCACAAAGGUAUGUUGAUAGUGAAAUGUACCAGAUCUGUCUUCACGACAGAGUUGAGGGCUUGUGAAGUUGAGAGUGAUAGGAGUAUUGAUCCCCUUCUUUCUCUUUCUUCUUUUUUCCAUUAAGAUUGGGGUCUCAUGUAGCUCAGGCUAGCCUUGAACUUGCUAUGUAGCCAAGGAUGACCUUGACUUUGUGAUGCUUCUGCCUCCACCUCUUAUGUCACCAUGCUAGGUUUACGUGGUGCUGAGGACGGAGCCCAUGUCAGGUCUCUGUGAUGCUGAGGAUGGAGCACAUGUUAGGUCUGUGAUGCUGAGGAUGGAGCCCAUGUCAGGUCUUUGUGAUACUGAGGAUGGAGCCCAUGUCAGGUCUGUGUGAUGCUGAGGACAGAGCCCAUGUUAGGUCUGUGUGAUACUGAGGACGGAGCCCAUGUCAGGCCUGUGAUGCUGAGGACAGAGCCCAUGUCAGGUCUGUGAUGCUGAGGACGGAGCCCAUGUCAGGUCUGUGAUGCUGAGGACGGAGCCCAUGUCAGGUCUGUGUGAUGCCAAGGAUGGAGCCCAUGUUAGGUCUGUGUGAUACUGAGGACAGAGCCCAUGUCAGGUCUGUGAUGCUGAGGACGGAGCACAUGUUAGGUCUGUGUGAUGCUGUGUGAUACUGAGGACGGAGCCCAUGUCAGGUCUGUGUGAUGCCAAGGAUGGAGCCCAUGUUAGGUCUGUGUGAUACUGAGGACAGAGCCCAUGUCAGGUCUGUGAUGCUGAGGAUGAAGCCCAUGUCAGGUCUGUGUGAUGCUGUGUGAUACUGAGGACGGAGCCCAUGUCAGGUCUGCUUGAUGCUGAGGACGGAGCCCAUGUCAGGUCUGUGAUGCUGAGGACGGAGCCCAUGUCAGGUCUGUGUGAUGCUGAAGACAGAGCCCAUGUCAGGUCUGUGUGAUACUGAGGACAGAGCCCAUGUCAGGUCUGUGAUGCUGAGGAUGGAGCCCAUGUCAGGUCUGUGUGAUAUUGAGGACAGAGCCCAUGUCAGGUCUGUGAUGCUGAGGAUGGAGCCCAUGUCAGGUCUGUGUGAUACUGAGGAUGGAGCCUAGGACUCUAUACCAGCCAAGCAUCUCAGAGCCCAGGCAUGUGGGGCUUUUGUUUGGUUUGUUUUUUUAGGGGAUACUAAAAAGGAAGCACUCAGUGCACCUUUGACUCUUCUUUCUUGACAGAAGAACUAAGUCUAAGGGGAGACUGUGGGACAGUAGUGUAUAAUUUUUCUUUU